AUGGAGCUUAAGAAAACUUACAUGGUGCUGAAAGUUGAUCUCCAAUGUCCCUGCUGCUACAAGAAGAUCCAGAAAAUUCUCUGCAGAAUUCCUCAAAUUAGCGAUAGGGUUUUCGAUGAAAAGGCAAAUACAGUGACAAUCACUGUAAUAUGCUGUGAUCCUGAGAAGAUUCGUGACAAAUUGUAUUGCAAGGGUGGCAAGAUUAUUAAGUGCAUUGAAAUCCUACAGCCUCCAAAGCCGAAACCUCCGGUGAAGCCCAAGGAACCCGAGAAGCCCAAGGAACCCGAGAAGCCCAAACAGCCCGAGAAGCCCAAGGAACCCGAGAAGCCAAAACAGCCCGAGAAGCCCAAGGAGCCGGAGAAGCCAAAACAGCCCGAGAAGCCCAAGGAGCCGCCGAAGCCCGUUUGCUGUUGUCCGUGCUAUGAAGGUCGUAGAGGAGGGCCGUGCUACCAUUGUUGUGGGUGUCCGCUGCCUCCGCAUCCGCAUCCGCAUCCGCAUCCGCAGCCACCGCCACCGCCACCGCCACAGCCACAGCCGUGCUACGACUGGAAUUAUCCAUGUGGACCUGGAUAUACUUGUGGAAGGCCUUGUUAUGUCACGAGGUGCGAUUACUUCAGCGAAGAAAACACUACAGGCUGCACGAUUAUGUAA
Fraxinus pennsylvanica is the source of this 651-nucleotide messenger RNA. The record is from the annotation of a GenBank genome assembly. Lineage: Eukaryota; Viridiplantae; Streptophyta; Magnoliopsida; Lamiales; Oleaceae.